Torulaspora globosa is the source of this 2493-nucleotide messenger RNA. It is a transcript of the gene SPB1, whose product is annotated as 27S pre-rRNA (guanosine2922-2'-O)-methyltransferase. NCBI's taxonomy places the organism in Eukaryota, Fungi, Ascomycota, Saccharomycetes, Saccharomycetales, Saccharomycetaceae. The transcript has a single exon. Gene Ontology annotation, cellular component: nucleus; preribosome, large subunit precursor; nucleolus. Bases 1 to 2493 code for a protein of 830 amino acids. Gene Ontology annotation, molecular function: rRNA (uridine-2'-O-ribose)-methyltransferase activity; rRNA (guanine) methyltransferase activity. The record is from RefSeq and is a predicted model, not a curated record. Gene Ontology annotation, biological process: maturation of LSU-rRNA from tricistronic rRNA transcript (SSU-rRNA, 5.8S rRNA, LSU-rRNA); rRNA methylation; maturation of 5.8S rRNA from tricistronic rRNA transcript (SSU-rRNA, 5.8S rRNA, LSU-rRNA).
AUGGGUAAGACUCAGAAAAAAAAUAGCAAAGGUCGUUUAGAUAGGUACUAUUACCUUGCCAAGGAGAAAGGUUACCGUGCUCGUUCUUCCUUCAAGGUGAUUCAGAUCAAUGAAAAAUAUGGUCAUUUUUUAGAAAAAUCGAAGGUCGUGAUUGACUUGUGUGCAGCUCCUGGUUCUUGGUGUCAAGUUGCCGCAAAGUUGUGCCCAGUCAAUUCGCUUAUCAUUGGUGUGGAUAUCGUGCCAAUGAAGCCAAUUCCCAACGUCAUCACAUUCCAGAGUGAUAUCACGACUGAAGAUUGUAGAUCUAAAUUGCGUGGAUAUAUGAAGACAUGGAAAGCGGACACGGUCCUGCAUGAUGGUGCUCCCAAUGUGGGUCUUGGAUGGGUCCAGGACGCGUUCACCCAGUCGCAGCUUACGCUGCAAGCUCUCAAACUGGCGGUCGAAAACCUUGUCGUGAAUGGUACUUUUGUGACCAAGGUCUUUAGAUCAAAGGAUUACAAUAAGCUGAUUUGGGUUUUCCAGCAAUUAUUCGAUAAGGUGGAGGCCACCAAACCACCAGCAUCUAGAAACGUCUCUGCAGAAAUCUUUGUUGUUUGUAGAGGUUUCAAAGCUCCAAAAAGACUCGAUCCUCGUCUGCUCGAUCCGAAAGAAGUCUUCGAAGAGCUGCCUGGCGGUCCUCAAAACAUGGAAGCUAAGGUUUAUAACCCAGAGAAGAAGGAAAGAAAGAGAGGUGGUUAUGAAGAAGGCGAUUAUUUAUUGUACCAUGAGGCUCCGAUCAUGGAUUUUGUGAAAACAGAGGACCCAAUAACGAUGCUGGGUACGAUUAACAAGUUUACCAUCGACGAGAACGAUCAAGAAUGGAAAAUAAUCAGCAAGCUGAAGCAAACGACAAAUGAGUUGUAUGAGUGUGUGAAAGAUCUUAAGGUUCUAGGUAAAAAGGAUUUUAAGAUGUUGCUGAGGUGGAGAAAAGCGGCUGCCGAGAUUCUAGGUUAUGGAAAGGAGGAAGAAAAGCCAUCGAUCGAGGAAGUACCGCUUACCGAGGAGGAACAAAUCGACAAGGAGUUACAACAGUUACAGGAAAAACAGCGUCUAAAUCAGAAACGUGAAAAAAGGAAGAAGAAUGAAAUGAAGCAGAAAGAGCUUUUGAGGAUGAAUAUGAAUAUGCUGACUCCUCAGGAUAUUGGUAUCGAGGCUGCGGAAAUAGGCAGGGAUUCCGUGUUCAAUUUGAAAACUGCUGAAAAAACUGGUAUGCUAGAUAAGUUAGCCAAGGGUAAGAAGAGAAUUAUAUUCAAAGAUUCUGACCAGGCACGCGACAAUGAUAUUCAUAUUGAGGAUGGAGCGCGCUUUACUGACAAAGACGACGGAGCGCUGGCUGAUGAUUUGGAAUCACAGUUGGAUUCCAUGUAUGAAAGCUACAAGAUGAGCAAGGCCGAAAGGGACGCAAAAUUCAGAGCCAAGCAGGCCAGAGGAGGUGAUCAAGAAGAUGAGUGGACCGGAUUUGAAAACCCAGAAGAUGAAAAGGAGGAAAAGGAAGACAGCGAAAUUAUAGAGGAAGAAUCGGAGCUUUCUGACUCCGAUGACGAUGAGGCAAUCAACAAUUUAAUCAGCAAAUUGAAAGGAAAAACUGGCGAUUCAAAACUAAGUACUAAAGCCAGGAUGCUGUUCAAUGACCCAAUUUUCGAGAAUGUCACGCCAGAUCUACCCAGUUCUCAACGCUCCACAGCAACAGCUGAUCAGGAGGAAGCACAAGAGACCUUAGCGAGUAUCACCCAAAAGAGGAGCCAUGAGGAAGUGGAAUCUGAUAGCGAGACCGAUGACGAUUCCGACUUUGAAAUCGUUGCCAACAGUGGUCCGGAAGACGAAACUCUCUCCGAUUACGAUUCUGACGAAGAAGCGAAACAAACCAAGAAGCAAAAACAUGCCAAAGAUGUUGACAUUGCUACUGUCGAAGCCAUGACCCUAGCUCACCAGUUGGCUCUUGGUCAAAAAACAAAGCAUGAAUUGACGGACGAAGGUUUCAAUAGGUACUCUUUCAGGGACUCAGAAAAUCUGCCGGCUUGGUUUGUCGAUGAAGAGAAGGAACAUUCUAAGAUUAAUCGGCCAAUAACUAAAGAGGCGGCGAUUGCAAUCAAACAGAAGAUGAAAGCUCUGAAUGCCAGGCCGAUUAAAAAAGUGGCUGAAGCAAAGGCUAGAAAGAAGAUGCGUUCUCUGGCCAGACUCGAGAAGAUAAAGAAGAAAGCCGGCCUAAUUGUUGAGGAUGGUGACAAAUCUGAGAAGGACAAGGCGGAUGAAAUCGCUAAACUGAUGCGCAAAGUUAGCAAGAAACAGAAAACAAAACCCAAGGUCACACUGGUUUACGCGACCGGCAAGAACAGAGCUUUGUCAGGUAGACCAAAAGGCAUCAAAGGCAAGUAUAAGAUGGUUGAUGGUGUCUUGAAAAACGAACAAAGAGCUUUGAGACGCAUAGCCAAGAAGCACCACAAGAAGAAGUGA